CCGAGGUAGGAAGGGCAGGGAUCAUCUGCAUUUGAAAGACACGGAACCUGGAACUCAUAGAGUUAGGUCUCUCGACCAAAUUCACACAGCUGGCCAGCGGCAGAAUCAAAACCAGAACUCAAGUCCACACUCCACCGUCCUUCCCACUGCUUUUCUGAGCACAGGGAAGAGGCUGGCGGAGGGGACUCCUGUACUCAUCCCUCACCUGGCCCUCUUGGGAGGCUCGCGGACAGCCCCACUGAGGACCCGAUGGGUCUGCGUGCGGUAGAUGAUGACUGCAGUGCCUGGGCACAGCAACGAGGAGGACAUGAUGACAAUGAUGGCCCGGAUGCUGAGGACAGCGACCAGACAUCCAGGGUGUGCUUGAGAAGCACGACUUCCAUAGGGCCUUGGCUGGCUGCAUCCAUGUUGCUUCACCCCCAGAUUGCAGAUCGCGAAGGGUCUGCGGAAAGUUCUGAGGCAAGGAUGGCUCUGCGCUUCUCAGGGUUCCCAGGACCCCACGGGAUUCGGCAGCGGGACGCGACCCCCAGGUCUGGAAUCUCAGCCCCAGCCAGCACGCAGAACGUGUUUCGGCUCCUCUAAGCCCCCUUAAUUGGUUUUUAACAACUUUACCUUCUUUUGGACUUUAUAUAAAUCAUAUAUAAAUGCAGUGUGUAGUUUUUUGUUUGUCUCUGGUGUCUUUUCCUCAACAUAUGUUUGUGAGAUUAAAUCAUGUUAUGUAUGUAGCUGCACUUUUGUUAUUUUUAUUACUGUAUCUAUCUUUUCUAUUACCAUUGUAAAUUUGGGUUAUUCUCAAUUUUAGGGUAUUACUAAUAAUCUUGCUACAGUUUUGUACAUGCCUUUUGAUGUAUGUGUAUAUGUAUUUCUACUGGAUGGAUAUCUGAGAAUAGAACUGCUCAUAGGAUACAUAUGUUAUACUUUAAUAUAAUAGAUAACACCAAAGAGAUUUCCCAAAGUAGCUGGACAAAUUUACACUCCUUGUAGCAAUGUAUGAAAGUUCUGGUUGAUCCAUAUUCUUCACAACACUUGAUAUUGUCAAUAUUAUUAAUUUUAGCAAUUCUGUUGGGUGUAUGGUGUUAUUCCAUUGUGAUUUUACUUUGCAUUUCCCUGUUGUCAUUGAGCAGCCCUUUUUCAAAUGCAUUUCGGCCAUUUGGGUAUCCUGUCUCGUGAAAGGUCUGUUCAAGUCUUUUGUCCAUUUUUAACAAAUUGGGUUAUCUGUUUUUUUCUUUAAUUUAUAGGAGUCAUUUAGGUAUUCUGGACAUGAAUUCUUUGUCUGAUACAGGUAUUAUAAAUACAUUCUCCCAGUUUAUGGUUUGCCUUUUUACCAUCUUAAUAGUAUCUUUUUUUUUUUUUUUUCCGAGGCAGAGUCUCACUCUGUUGCCCAGGCUGGAGUGCAGUGAGGUGAUCUUGGCUAACUGCAGCCUCCACCUGCCAGGUUCAAGCAAUUUUCCUGCCUCAGCCGAGACAAAUACUCAUUCUUGGAGAACAAAGCCAGCUCAACAGAGGGAAGCAGAGCUUGACGACAGAGAACAGAUGACAAGACCCCCGCCAAAGCCAGAAUGCCCUUUGGGUUCCAAUGUGCAAGAGCCAGUAACUUACCCUCCUUCCCUCCCCCUUUUAUUUUUGCUUAAGCUAGUUUUAGUUGGAUUUCAGUCAUCUGCAUCAGAAAGAGUCCCAACUAAUAUGACAAGAAAUGGACAUGGGAUGGAGACACCUGACAUAUUCAGAGAACUAAAGGCUCCUCCAUCGCCAAAGGAAUCUUGGGAAUUUACAGCCGUAAUUCUAUCUUGUAAUUAUGGACAGAGCCUUAUAUUGGAUGGAGGUCAAGAAGGAGCCAGUAUCUCCAGGAGGAGUGAGAGAGUGCUCUGCCAGUGUGAAGUGUAAAUCCUUGAGAGGCUGUGGCAAGGGUCCAUGCCUGAAUGUGUAGAGCAAGAACAGCUGGAGGCUGUGGCUUUCUCCAGGAAGAGGUUUCUAAAUUUGCCUCUUAGAAGAUAUCAGAAAGUUCAAGAAGUGAAGUCAGAGACCCUGAAAGUGUGACUUGCUAAAGACUGUUUAGCACCCGAAUACUCUGGGAACGAGCUCACCAACGCUGCACAACACCAUGCUGAUUCACUGAGGCCACUGGAGCAUUCCAGGCCUUCUGAGCACUGAAAUGAGGCCUCUUUUCGUCCAUUCUUACUCCAGAUGCCAGUGUGAUACAUCUAAAGCCAGAUCUGACC
This is a messenger RNA of Symphalangus syndactylus (siamang), 2219 nucleotides long. RefSeq lists its product as uncharacterized. NCBI's taxonomy places the organism in Eukaryota, Metazoa, Chordata, Mammalia, Primates, Hylobatidae. The record is from RefSeq and is a predicted model, not a curated record.